This is a messenger RNA of Corticium candelabrum, 4093 nucleotides long. RefSeq lists its product as uncharacterized. NCBI's taxonomy places the organism in Eukaryota, Metazoa, Porifera, Homoscleromorpha, Homosclerophorida, Plakinidae. Gene Ontology annotation, cellular component: plasma membrane; neuronal cell body; axon. The record is from RefSeq and is a predicted model, not a curated record. The coding region runs from base 45 to 3764 and encodes 1239 amino acids. Gene Ontology annotation, biological process: homophilic cell-cell adhesion; synapse organization. Gene Ontology annotation, molecular function: axon guidance receptor activity. The transcript has 15 exons.
CACAAAUGUGAUUCUAUUCUUACGCCCUGCGUUGUGUGGCUAACAUGAUCUUGAUCUGUGGUCUCAUCCUACUGUUGCUGACAUCUGCAGCUUUGGCACAGCCUACUGUGAAGAGAAAUGAGAAGACCAGCAAGAUCCUGAUAAGAGAUUCUGAUCCCUAUGUUGCUAUACCAUCUACUCUCAUUGCAUUUCCUGGAGAGACGGUUUCAUUCAAAUGUCAGUAUGAGGAGAAUGCUGGCUUUAGUUGGUGGUUUGGCGGUCAGCCUAUUGGCAACAGGGCAUUGCUACAACUCAGGAAUAUAACGGUAUCUAGUGCUGGGCAGUAUAUAUGUAGAGCAAAACAUCCACAAACAGGAGAAAGUAAAAAGGCAUAUGCAACUCUUAUCAUACCAAAUCAGUGUUUAUCUGAAUGGAUUUAUGAAAGUUCUGAUCAUCCUGACUUUUACCAUGCUCGAUGGUGGCCUGAUCAUACAGUUAAUCAUGUGUACUUUGAUUUGAUGGCACGAGUCCAGCCUAGUCAAUGGAUCGGUGUGGGGUUUUCACAGGAAAUGAGACCAAAGGAAGACGAUGAUAUCCUUGUUGGAUGGAUUGAAGGAAGUCGAUUUACAAUUCAAGACAGACAUUUUUCAUCUGAAAUCUCACUGGUGUUGGACAGUGACCAGUCUGGUUUAACUAUGUUGUCUGGAACUUUUCAACAGGGCAUUACUCGUCUUCAAUUUAUGCGUCAACUCAAUAUACUUGAUCCACAGGAUGCAAGUCUUGAUAGGUGUCAAUUUUUUAUACAUGCAUGGAAAGGAACAGUUGAAUCAAGGAGAAAUAUUACAAAUCCAAAACUUCUUUAUGUAUCAGAUGCAAAGAUUUGUCCUCUUGAAUGUGUGAAAGAAAAUAGCACAGUCAUGCGUUUGAAACAAAGGGUUUCACUCGUACCUCUACGUGUGACUACACCUGUUGGUGAGCUACUGACUAAAGUUGGCAGUACUGUUGUAUUACCAUUCAAAGUGUCGUAUGAUGGACAGUGUCUCAACAUAACAUUAUAUAAUGGCACUACUUCUGUAGCUUUCAUCAGUAAAGAUGAGGCCAAUGUGACCAAUAGGGUGUCAAUUUGGUGCAAUGGAACUGUUCAGAUCAAGAAUGUGAAUUGUUACGACAGUGGAUCUUAUGUACUAGUUGUAAUCUCUGCGGAUGAUGUGGCUGAUGCAGCAAUUGUCUUACAUACUGUCAGUGGUGCAACACUCUUAUCACGAGCCAGGACUCGGGUUAGGACAAGAUCUCGAAUAAUUCCAUCACUGAAGUUGGAUGUGUUUGGAUCGUUGUUAUACUGGACAAAGAAUGGCCAGUUUGCAUUGCCAACUAAUAGAAUUAGGUUUGUGGGCAAUUCUUUGAAAUUUUUUCCUGCAUAUUACUUUGACAAUGGGGUGUACAGUCUGUGUGCAAGGAAUAUAUCUCGCAACACAUGCACAGCUGUUUGUCAAGAAAUUGAAGUUGUUGUUAUGGAAUUUCCUCGUGUGUUUGCAUACACAGCGCACAACAUUGUUGAUGCUUAUAAGCAACGCUAUUGUAACAUCACUUGUAUUGUGAGUGGCGAUCCCAAACCAACCAUUUAUUGGACAAAGAAUGGCCGACCAAUUGACCUUGCUAGCUGGCAGUGGACCUCAGCAACUGGUCAGUUGGCAGUUCCUUGCUUUCAAAGAACAGACACCGCUAUCUAUAGAUGCAUUGGAAGGACGGCUGGAAUCGGAACAGACAGCAGAACUAUUCCAAUUAAAGUUGUGGAAUUAGGUGAUUUGGAAGCUCCUACCAUGGCAAAUCUAUAUCAAUUCUUUCAGGCAGAAGGUGGUCAGGAAUGGAAAGCGUUAAACUAUCGAUUUCGUGUUCGUCUAGCAAUUGUCAACAAUUACACUAAUGCUAUUGAAUUGUGGUGGAUUAAUUAUGAAGGCAAGCCUGAUCAGCUGGUGACAGUUCAGCCCAACAGAGUAUACUUCAUGUACACGUAUCGUACGCAUCCCAUUUUGGCUAGGGACAAGGUGAAUGGCUAUUGGCUGACAAUGAAUGGUCUUUUCCCAUUUUUUCCAAACCCUGUGUGGCAAGAGUCAGUGGUAGUUUGCGAUCCAUACUUUGAUGAUAAUGUCUUUUUUGGUCGGUCACAGAAAAUAUCAUCAUUUCGAUCUUUAGCACUAAUGCGUAAAGUCUAUGUUCGUUUUAUUAACUUCUCACCUCGUGUUACUCAUCUUAUUUGGUUGGGACUUGAUGGCUCAACUCGUUUGUUUGCAACAUUGAAACCACAUGAGAAGAAGUCAUUGUACACCUAUGAGGGUCAUUUGUGGGUUGCUCGUGAUGCACAAACUGGUGAGAACAUGUUGAUCGGGGGAUUGCUUGUAUUCACUGCACCGGAUAUUGAGCACUUGGAUGCUGUUAUCACUGAAGCAAAAACAUGUCACGUGAGACCUCAACAAAAGGUUCUUCAGCGAGAGACUUUUCUUACGUUUGGGUGCGAUGGCAUAUACGCUGUAGAUGCAGAGGAAGCUGUAAUGUCUAAGUUUGUGAAAGCCAAUACCACUGUUGUUGUUGGAGAUGAUACAAGUACUAUGUGCAGAAUCGGUUCAGUGGACACACAAUAUCAACACAAACCUACAGACUGGAUGUUGAAUGGUUUUGUUGAACAGACGGGCAACUGUCAUCUUUGUCGAUGGGGAAAGCCUACAAGAGCUUGCAAUCUGUACAUCUAUGUUCCAGAAAUGUCUACUAAACGUAUAUAUGUUGUUGAUAUUGUGACAGAAGAAAUUGUUCAGUCAAUUCAACUGAAUGUGGUUCCAUAUCAAUGCCAUUUUUUUCAAACAAAAAACAAAACGCAAAUAUGGAUCCAAACUCUUGGUUCUCCUUCACUUUUUGUCAUUGAGAAUCCUUGUAAUGUGAAGGCUAUUAAAGCCACUGGUAUUGAGGACAUCUCAAACAUACCAGUCGGCCAUAUGUCUCUUUUGUUUCACGUGGGCCUCCGGGGUAGUACCCACACUGCAAUUGUUUCAUCUUAUAGCACUCCAUUAGUAGCAGAGUUGAACCUCCACUCUUAUCACUUCUCUAGCAUUGAGAUAAACACAAAUGUUUAUGGCUGCCAGACAACAGCAGGUUGGACAUUUUCGUUCCUGAAUGGGCAUGCAUUUGCAAGCUGCUUCAGAGAUGUUGGACAGUGCCCCUUAAUGGAGAUAAACACAUUGACAAUGCAGAUUCUUCAUUCUACACCAAUGAAAUCAUGUGCUUUCUCACAUGCAUCUCCAGAUGGUCAUUAUGUGGUCUCACUUCCUCAAUAUAACAGCAGCUCUUCUCCUGAUGUAAUGGUGCAUCGUCUGUCUUCUGUGUCUGGAGCAAGAGCAAUACAUGUUUGCACAAUCCCUAUCAAUGCAACAGUUGGCAGACAUUUUCCAAGUGAUGUCGUUUAUGUGGGAAAGCCUAAUGGCUGGAACAUCUAUGUGACGUUUAAGGAGUUGAAAGUGUUAGCCAAAGUUUCACUGGAUGAUUGUCAUAAUAUCACACUCGUGGAUUCAGUUGGUAGAAUGUUGAAGAGAAAACGAACAUCAUUGAAUUCAUUGGCAGGAUGGACAUACCAGCGACCCAUUGCCAUGAUUGGACAUCAUGUUGGCCGAUACCUUGCAACACCUGCAAAGUCUCAAAACCUUAUAGCACUGAUUGACACACAUGAUGACAGUGUUCGAACUGUUCAGAACAUUGAUGGACCAUACCACACUAUUGGUGGAGGAGGAGUCAAUUAAAAUUGUUUUUGGUGAGUCUGAAUUCAUUAAAUUGCAGCAUAGUAUCAUCAUGAUUUAGUAACAUUCAAUAGUUCUUUCAGACAUGAGAAAGAUAAUCUAUGACUUAUGUUAGACACCUAACCUAGAGACUGACAUAGCAGCAAUGCAGCUAGCAAGUGCUUGAAAUUCAUAAUUCUGGAAAGUUAGAACUGUUAAUUGAGCAAUGACACUAUGCCAUAUUUUGGUCUUGUGAGUGUUCACUAUGACCUGCAUUCUUAUGCACUGCAUUGGAAGAAAGUAGAAAUGUGUGCAUGCAGACAAUGAUCAACUGAAUAAAUGAAUGAAGUACA